Messenger RNA from Symbiodinium pilosum, 567 nucleotides. Lineage: Eukaryota; Dinophyceae; Suessiales; Symbiodiniaceae. The record is from the annotation of a GenBank genome assembly.
AUGGUCGGCGCCGACCGUGCUGGGGAAGGGCCUGGACCAGGGUGGAUCCCAGCCCUUAGUGAACGCCUCUUCGCAAAGCUACAGAGUGCUGAUCUUCCCUUUCUGGUGGGUGUCUCAAUGCUGAGCCUCCACCGCGAGGAACUGAGAGAUCUCCUCUUCAAUGGGAGAGGAAGUAUGAAGAUCCGCAGCGGCGCUGAAGGAGCCGAAGUCCCGGAUCUAUCCUGGCACGUCGCCGAGUCAUCAGAGCAAGUUCUGGACUUUCUGCAUGGAGGCCUUGCAUCCAUCCAGGUGGCAUGUACGAAUAUGGAGAUUUCAAGCAGCGAGGUGUCCUCCAUCUUCCAGGUAGUGGUGGCUACUUCGCAAGGCGACUGCAUCUCAACUGCUAUAUUGCGCUUUGUCGACUUGGCGAAUUCAGACAGGGCAACAAAUCCGGCGAGAAGGAUCAAAUCCUUGGAUGCUUUGGGCGAAGUGGUGACAGUUUGUUGCAGGUCUGGCUCAUUCGUGCCGUACCGCAACUCCCGCUUGACGCAUUUGCUGCAGCCUUCUCUUGGCGGUUCCGUGUCACUG